CGCGCUCGCUCAGCCCCACCGCGCUGUCCCGCAGCCUGUCCCGCCUGCGCGAGCAGCGCGCCCGCUCGCGGGCCAUGCUGGCCCUGGGGGUCACGCAGAUGGUGCUCGGCUGCCUCAUCGUGGCCGUCAGCUUCGCCGCCCUGGCCCUCACCACCUCGGCCCGCGUCCGCCACUCCUGCCCGUUCUGGGCCGGCUUCUCGGUGCUGUUGUCCGGAUUGAUCGGUGUUGUUUCUUGGAAGAGACCACUUUCACUUGUGAUCACCUUUUUCAUGCUGCUGUCUGCAGUGUGUGUCAUGCUGAACUUGGCCGGCUCCAUCCUCUCCUGCCAGAACGCUCAGCUGGUGAAGUCCCUGGAAGGCUGUCAGCUGAUUAAAUUUGACAGUGACGGUGUCUGUGUUUGCUGUGAAAUGCAGCACCAAACAUCAGGCUGCAGUAACUUGGGAGAAACCUUGAAGCUGAACCCUCUACAGGAGUGUAACGCAGUAAGGCUGACCCUAAAGGACCUGUUGUUCAGUGUGUGCGCUCUCAAUAUCAUCUCCACCAUUGUCUGUGCUUUGGCAACAGCAAUGUGUUGCAUGCAGAUGGUUUCUUCUGAUCUUCUGCAAAUGUUUCCCUCUUACAGCCUUUUUCACUUUAAUUUCUGUGCCUUCCAGCAGGAUGAUAUCACACAGUUUCUGCCACAGAGGCCGCAUUCUGCCAAUCCUGACUGCAUGACUCCACACGGGACUGUCCUGCAUCAAACCUUGGAUUUUGAUGAGUUCAUACCACCAAUCCCACCUCCACCCUACUACCCCCCAGAAUACACCUGCACACCAGUGGUAGAGGCACAGAGAGGUCUCCAUUUGGACUUUCCUCAUUCCCCGUUCGGUGCUUUGUACGAAGUAACCAUUAAUAGCCCGGGAAUGCUGUAUCCAAGUGAACUGCCCCCUCCUUAUGAGGCAGUGAUGGGAGAGAUGCCUGCCAGUCAGGUCUCUGGUACCGCCCAGCAAGUGUCUGACUCAGCCCUGGGGGAGAGGAACGUGACCCCGGACUUCAGCACACAAGUUUCUGUUGAGAGCACCUCUCUGUUGGUCUCUGAGGCUGUUGAUAUCCCCGACCGCAGCUACUCCUCUGAAGAUCUUUGUUCGCUGGAAGUUCAAGGAUCUCUCCACUCUGCAGAUCUUUCUCCCUUCUGUAUAACCCCCAAAGGGGCUGCAGACCAGAGCUGCAGCCCCCUGGAUUACCACACUCACUGCAGGUUCCACAGAACUCGCUCAGAGGGUUUUCCUGAGGAUGACAGUUCCCACAGCCGAGCCUCCACAGACAGGGCUCACAGACAGGAAAAGAACCGUGGCCAUGGCAGGCCCUUGGACUGUUCCUCAGGGAAUUACAGCCCCUCAGAAAGAGAACUGCAGAGUUCUGCUCAAGAGAGCAAUGCCACGGCACCUUUGAAGCAAAAGAAAACCUGCUGUGUGGACUUCAGCCAGCCUGUCCCUUUGCAGACCUCUCCCUGUUUUGGGCCUGCGAAUACUUCAUCAUACACAAGUGGCCAUGAGACUGCUGUGCAGCAGCACAUUAGAAAACACCCAAUUUCAAACAUAGUCCGAUCAAACAGUGCCCCUGUGUCAUGGUCGUUUGGGACAGAAGGUGAUAAUUGUGCCUGGACUCCUGUAUGCAGCCAGUGUCAAGAUGCAGGAUUAUCUCCAGCUACAGUAGAAACAGUUGCUGUUUCUGGUUCUCAUAUGGCUGCCUCUGCCUGUCAGCAUUCUUUGAGCAGUUUCCUACCAACUGGAAAACAGAGGGAUACACGGAAAAUUGACCUGCACCUAAAGCCAAAGGCUUUUCACACAGUCUCAAAAGAGCGGCCACACUCCUUAGUGGACCUUAAGGCCUAUAAAGACACAAAAAUUUUAGUGGCAAAAUUUUUGGAACAUUCAAACUGUAAUCUCCCUCCAGAAGUACGUCACGUAGUGAACAGCAUCCGCUCAGUAAUUAAAUCUGAUGAGAGACACAUGGAAGAAGCCAUCUUCAGUGCCAAUAUUAUAGACCAGGUCAUUACGAGUUCCCAGCAGAAUGUGAAAACCUGCAGAAAGCGCCUUCGGGAAGAUCUUCACCUUCAGAGCUGUGGUGCUCUGAGCUCGCCAGUUGCCUUCUCACGUAGGUCCCACAUCUCCCGAAGUUUAGAGCGGGACAGGCCCCACAGUUUAAUUGGAGUUUGCCGGGAGACCAUCCUUUGAUAACAUUCACAGGUACGUGAUUCCAGCAGAGAGAAUUGUGGAAGAAACCAGGACUGGGAGAAAUACAAAUAGUGGAUGACUUAAAAAGGAAAAAGUGUCUUUCCUUGGAAUUCCACUUCUUUCCAACAGCAGGAUGAGAACACCUGUUUUUCUGAAUGUAAAUUUCAGCCUUGAUUUUUGCAAAAUUUUAAUUGAUUUAUUAGUUAAGUCAUAACAAGUGUUUUCCCAACUGGAAAUGCAUUUAUGUCACUGUACUUACAGAAAUGCUACUGAUGCUGCCCAGCAUUUCUUGAAAACCAUUGCAAACCCACUAGAGACUGACUGUACAACUUUAAAGUUGUAUUUAUUUAAUGUACCUCAAAGUGUUUUAACUAUCGUCAGUGUUUUAAUAAAAAGUAUUUCUGGACUUUGCUUUUUCAACAACUGAUUUGGAUUUACAUUUGGAAAUGUAAAGGGGAUCCACACACACAUAACAGUGCUGCUUCUAAUCCAUUUUCCCAGUGUCCUUCAUUCCAGAAUAAGUGAUCUGUCAGAUUAAAACUCCUCCCCCCCCCGUGUUGCCCUCUUAACCUACAGGACUGGCUGCAGUGUGGUUUAUUUUUGCUUUGUUCUGAAUGCCCAUGAGUUUAUUCCAGCAGUAGCAUCUGGUACUGAGAAAUGAGGUUUAAUUACUCUGCAGUGUGUGGCCAAAAGAUGCAUUAGGGAAGAAGACUUUGAAAUUCUGCAUUUCCAAAAAGCACCUUUCGCAAACUUUUUACCAACACCAAUAGCAAGUUAGAUGAAUUUUUAUCUAGCAGAGCCUUGAACGUUUUUUCAAAAAGAAUUUUUACUCCAAUUAGUAGUUUUGACAAUUUUAUUACUAAAACAUGUCCUUAUGGUUCUGCUGUGUUUAUGAUUUAUUUAACAUUGAUCUUAAAAAAAAAAUCAGAAAGUAAAUAUCAUCAACACUAAUUUGAUUACCAGCAUAAACACAGGUCUGCCAGCAACGUCUUCCAGUGCAAGCUUCAUCCUGGCUCUCUCAGAGGAAAUUGGAAAGGCCUUAAACAAAAGGUUCAUAAAGAACCUACCCCAGGUUGGUGUUUCGGGGGUUAAUUGUUUUGCAGCAGUGCUUGGCAGGAGCGUUACUUUCCAUUUGAGGUUUAAUCAUAUACUGGUUUCAUUUGUGUCACUCUGAGCUGGGCAGACAUCCUGUGAAAAGGUCACAAAGGAAUGUAGCUGAAGAUGGGUAGUUUAAGUCUUACAGAAUCAUCCAUUUUAAUGUAUUUUAAUUAUAGCAUGCUCCUAUAUUGAUGUGAAGUUACAGUGACAUCCAGUGGCAACAAGGUUUGCUAAUUGAAAGCAUCUACUCUCAAGAUAAUAAUGAUAUACAAAUUCCUAAUUCAAGAGAUUAAUUCCCUUUUAAAAAUUAAUCUGUGACCUUUGCAACUGCACUUAGAUGAAGAAUUAAAUGAUCUUCCACUUGGAUUUUUUUACUAUGUAAACUUAUAAAACAAACAAAAUAAGCAAGCUUCCUUUCUUAUUUCAGAUUUAUUAGUGAUAGGUUAAUUCUUUCCUAAGGUCAGUUGCAUGCAACACACUACUCCUUGACGUACAGUCAUCUAAAGCUCUUUAGUUACUGCAUGGUAAGGCUUCUUAAGUCACAGUGUAUUUUCUUCAAGGCCUUGGCCGAAAGAAAAAGUAUUAGACAAAGUUACACCAGUUAACAUUUAUCUCAUAAGGAAUACAACUUUACUACUAGGUUUGUUAUCUACACACAUUCUAAUACUGCUGAUGGUGCUAGGUUAUUUGUCAAAACAAUUUACAUUCAGAACACAUUGCCUUAGGAAUAAGAAUGCUUUAUAAAAGACAGAAACAGGUAAGCAUGGCUUUCCCAUUUUGAGCUAAUAUGAACAAAAAAGUAAUAUGCAAAAAUUAAAGGAAAAAAACCCCAGCCCAACACAUACAGUACACAACCUGUGCAAUAAGUUAUCCAUGAAAUAACUCUGUUAAAUCAUAAAAAUCACAAGCAUUAAAAAUAAAUAUGUAUCUAAAUAAAUAUUUUGAUUUUAAUCUUGUGGCAAUUAUUCUUUAUUUAGCAUAUGAAACACUUGUUACAUGUUUAUGUUCACACCUUGCCAAACAGGUUACACUUGUCAUAACAAUACCAAGUACUACAGUGGUUUUCUUUACAUUAGAAUCUAAAAGUUUUAACUGCACGCAUUCCUUCCCACUGAAAUACCACCUAUUCAGCACCAGUUUUAAAAUUAUGCAAAGUCAUCAGUAUUGGACCACUUUAUGGGACUGGGAUUUUUUUUUAACUUGAGGCAGCCAUAACUUUCUCUAAUUGCUUCUCUUUGCCAUUACCUGCAGUCUCAUUCAUCAAAUAUUCACAUUCACUGUGUUAUCAAACAAGACAGACAUACAUCACUCCACAUAAAGGUUACAAAUAAAUAUGUUUUAACUUCUAUGAGAAAAGGGUUUAGAAGAUGUUGCAAAAUACUUAAAUGUUUACAAAGAUUUUUGUCAGUGAUUAUUGUCCUUGACCAUCCUUCUCAACACUUUUUGUCAAAGAAAUAGAAAGGAAGGAGAGAAAAGCAGAGACACCUGUCUGUUCCUUGUUCUGGAGUCCUCGGGUCAGCUUCCAAGCCUUUCAUUCAUACAAAAUACAAAAUUCUCUUCAGCUAUGACAGCUUCAGCUUGGAUGGAAAAUGCUAAAUGUACAGGGGGGUCUCCUGCCCAGUUAGAAGCCUGAACAUGGCUGCUGGCAUAGUCUUCAUGUGUAUCUGUCAAUUAAUUACACAUAAAUUAACACAGUUGGUACUAGUUUAAAAUAAUCCAUAAGGCCCCCAUCUCUCUCCUUGUGCUCUAAGUGCAUUUUUUGUCCUGGUUUCUACAGAUGUGAGUGUUACCAGAGUUUCUAGUUCAAAGUUCUCCGAUUUCAAGAUGUUGGUUCACUGUCUUUGAUUUUUUGUGUGGGUACUUUUAUUAUUUAUUGAUGACAACGACAGGAUGCAACAUUGUAUGACACCUAAACACUUUCUGUUGUUACACUCUACUCCGAUUACAGCCCUUAAAAAAGAAGCAGCACACAAACCUCUGAAAAUUCAUUCUGCUGUUCUGGUAUUAACUGAACUUAAGAUUUUUUAUUCUACCUUCCUUCCCUGUGGGAAUGUCAUUUCCUAUGUAUUUUCUCCUAAUUGAAUUAUGACCCUCUGAACACAACACUUGGACUUUACCACCUGAUGUUUAAAUGCCAGGCAAGAGUUUGGUGGAGCAGGUUCUCUUGUGGCUCCUGUACUUCAGUUCUUUCUACAAGGAGUGCUGUGCUCAGUGCCAGAGGGAUUUUACAGAUGGGAAGGCUAAAGGCUCAGUUAACGAGGGUUCUGUCAGAACUGUACGAACGGCUGUGAGUACCUAUCAGACAACACAAGAGGAAGGAAAGGAAACUUUACUGAUAAUAUGGACCCUCACCAGCCACGUGCUGCCUUGACAUCUUGUUCUCUUCAUGCUGUAAAGAAGUUCCAUGCUGUCCUCUCCUGUUUAGUGAGGAAUUACCCAGCACAGAGGGACAUGAAGGCACAGUGGGGCUGCUGAAAGGUGCGGCUUUGCUCCUGGCAACGGGCACGUUCUCUGGAUUAUCUGUCAACUAUCACUUUCCACAAGGAAACCAGCUUGCUUUAAUUUUUGGCAAAGGAACUAGUGGGAGAUCUGGCCAGGGUUGUGUAUGAGACUACCACUAAAUUCAGAAGGGAUUUUGAUAAACUGGAGGAUCUUGCUCAUUUGUUGCUGAUUUCUCUCGAAAAGAGAACUCUUUCUCUGGAAAGAGGUGUCUUAGCUUAUUCCCAAAGUUUGGAAAAUAAAUUAUUAAAAUGUCUAUCAA
Molecule: messenger RNA, 6075 nt
Organism: Pseudopipra pipra
Lineage: Eukaryota; Metazoa; Chordata; Aves; Passeriformes; Pipridae
Gene: ENTREP2
Product: endosomal transmembrane epsin interactor 2
Exons: 13
Coding region: 75-2216 (713 amino acids)
Cellular component (GO): membrane
Source: RefSeq, a predicted model, not a curated record